This is a messenger RNA of Acromyrmex echinatior (Panamanian leafcutter ant), 2639 nucleotides long. RefSeq names its product Protein bric-a-brac 1. Gene Ontology annotation, cellular component: nucleus. Gene Ontology annotation, molecular function: DNA binding; protein binding. Gene Ontology annotation, biological process: regulation of transcription by RNA polymerase II. NCBI's taxonomy places the organism in Eukaryota, Metazoa, Arthropoda, Insecta, Hymenoptera, Formicidae. The record is from RefSeq and is a predicted model, not a curated record.
CCAAUGGUGUAAUACCUUUUGUUCAUAAUUAGUGACACUCGAUAUCGAUGUAUGAUUUGCUAUAAAAAAGAUUAACGUCCUGUAUUUCUGAAAUUCAUUUGUUUCAAUUCAUCUUGGAAAAAAAACAGUGGAAAGAAGAUAAAACGGCAACAGCAUGACUGACACUAGCCAAUGUAAAGUCAAUCAGAGUUACCGUUUUAAAUGGAACAAUUAUCAAAAUCAUCUGUCUAACGUUGUGCGACAGCUUUUGAAGGAGGAUUGUAUGGUGGAUGUCACUCUAUCCGCAGAUGGUCAACGUAUUCAUGCGCAUCGCAUUGUAUUAUGCGCGUGUAGUAUUUUGUUUCAAGAAGUGCUAAGUCAAGUAACAGAAGAUUAUCCAACGAUUAUUCUAAGUGAUAUAUCUCCUCAGGAUAUAAAGUCGAUUAUCGAAUUUAUAUAUCAUGGAGAAAUUUGUGUUCCUGUUGAAAAUAUCAGUAGCUUACUUGAAGCUGCACGGUCGUUAAAAAUAAAUGGUCUUAUUAACAUAGAUGGAGUUUAUGAAAAUGAAAUUAAAGGAAAAAAAGAUCAAGCAAUGGAAGAAACUGUGUCAAGGGUAGAGGAAAUUCAGGACAAUGCUGAAUCUUUGGAGAAUGAAACUCAUGUACCAAGCACUGCUGAAAAUUGUAUUUCAAAUAAAAAGAAGAAACGACGUCGUGACACUGUAAAGAGAGAAUACAGUGACGAUAUGUUAGCAUCUGCAAUUAAUGAUUUGAAAUUAGGACAAACUUUAAUAGAAGCUGCUACUAAGCAUAAUAUACCACGUUCGACAUUGUAUAUGCGGGCAAAAGCGUUAGGCAUACAUUUAAAUGCAUCAAGGAAUGGAUAUCCUGCAGAAUGCAUGAAUGCAGCUAUAAACUCUGUGAUCAAUGGUUCGAGCUUGCAGCGUGCAUCAGAAAUAUUUAGAAUACCUAAAACUGUAUUAUGGAGACGUAUACAAAAGGAAGGCUAUCAGAUCUUACGUCGUCAAAUGAAAAGAUCAUAUGCUUUAGACACGAAAGAGGCCGCUGUUAAAGCUUUAGAAAGAGGAGAAAAUUUGACAAAAGUUGCUCUGGAGUUUAAAAUACCAAAGACUACAUUGUUUAGAGAAAAGGCACGGCUAGUAAAUCAAGGUAAAUUACCGUUAUCGUUUUGGAAGAAACGCAAACCUGAGAAUGAGGAAUCAAAGAAGUCGCGAUUAGAAGAGGCUGUAGCGGCUUGCAAAGGUGGCAGAAUGUCGCAGGCUGCAGCGUCCAUAAUGUAUCACAUUCCAAAAACUACGAUAUGGCGAAAACUUCAACAAGAUGGAAAAAAAGUGGAAAAAUCAUCGAAUGUGAAAAAGGAACGACUAACUGAUACACCAGUACUGCAUGACUCUCAGGUGAAAAUACAAGACACGUCCAAUUUCAAUUAUUGCGAGGUUGCAUCAGAAAUACCUAUAACUUAUAUAGACGAGGAUAGUAUACCUCAGGAUUCCGUCAUAAUCCUAACAACAGAAGAAAUGGAUGAGUUAAACUUGGAAGGAGGCAGACAAAUUAUUGUAAAUUCGGAGUCCGGACAGGAAUAUAUUCCAUGUACAAUAAGUAUCGAGAAUAAUUCUAACUAUUCUGAGACUGAGAGUUAGCGUCAGAAAUUUAAGUAAUGAAAAGCUAAUUGAAUAGGGAUGGGUAAUACAGAAAAAAAUGUUGAUAUUUCGUAUCGCAUAUAAUAUAUUGUAAAUAGAAAUAUUGAUAUAUCAAAAUGUAGAAUUGAUAAUUUGCGACAUUGCUGAUAUCGAUAUGGAUCUGAUAUUUUUAAUACACGCACCAAUGCGUAUCGAUGCACACAAAAAUCGAUCUUUUGCAUCGAAAGUUCGAUAUUGCUGUUCAAAUGUCGAUAUAUUGAAACAUGUGUUUAUGAUCUAUAGGCAUAUCAAGCUGGAGUUAGGGUAAGAGAUUUCAGUAUUUCAGGUGUUAGAAAUUCCGAAUGCGGUGUGCAUGUUCUUUUUUUUUGCGAUUCACUUUUUGCCUUCGCCUUUCGCUUUCUUGUUUAUCACAAUUAUCACAAAAUAAAGAGUCAUUGCAAAACAGUCGUGUCUCCUUAUUGUGCAUUAGAAGAGAAAGUACUAAGGGCACGCUUUCAAAAAGUAUUUAAACAACAAUUUUAAUAUCGAAAUAUAUCGAUAUUUAAAAUGACGCUGUAUCGCCUAUCUCUAUAAUGUGAAAUUCUCGAAUGAUUAUUGCGAUAUCGAAUCAUUUCAAUUCGAAAACUUUAGAUGGUGUGAUCUGUACACUCACCAUCUAUAUAUCUAAGUUUUCAAGCAUCUUUUUUUUUUACCUACAAUUUAAUAUUGUACCAAUGUACAUGUAUACUUACUAAAAGGUUGCAACAGAUUUUUUUCUAUGGUUUUCGGAAUGCAGCCUGCUCCGAGCGAUUGGUUUUUGCUUACUCUUCCAUAAGUAAGAACCAAUCGUCUGAGCAGACUAUUCCGAAAAUCAUAGAAAAAAAUCUGUUGCAACCUUUUAGUUAGUCGAGUGUACAUGUCGAUCGGUACAAUACAAUAUUAAAUUGUAGAUAAAAAAAGAUAUUUGAGAACUUAGAUGUAGUUUUUAUUGGCUAUAGUUGAGGGGUUGUAUAGAUAUUAA